AUGCACGCCGCUGUCGUAACAGCUGUUGGCAUCGUGGUGGAUGCCGUUAUCUUGGAACGCUGUAUAGAUGAGGAUGAGUUAGUCCAAGAGGGAAAAGCCUACAAGUCUCUCUUCAUGAAUAGUGAAACAAGCCGCGGUUCACUCUUCACACCACGAGGAUCAGAUGUCGUCACUCAACAACGUUCUUCUAUGCUUUCUUCCUCUAGUCUAGGUCAGGCACGUUCAUCAAUUCAAAGUUUUUUUUCAGCCGCUGUGCCACACUCUAUUAUGAGUGAUAAUGUACAUUAUGAGUGUCAAGCGAUGAAACAUCCACUUCCACAACGUAUAUUUCAUCUUUUUGAUGUUUUGCCCUUUGGAUUAGAAUCUCCAUCUUCGGUAUUUAGUGUGAUAGGUCGUCAUACGAAUAGAGGUCUUGUUCUUGGUGUUACCGCUGAGGGAUUAUUUAUUGUACGUCCAUAUCGUAAUGGUACACUACUACAUCUCCAACCAAAUGGGACGAAUCGAAAAACUGUAACAAAAAGUUCUUUAAUUUCGAUAGAGAAAAUGUGUAAUUCUUCUACUGUAUAUAAUGACAUAAAAGAAUUUCGAGAAAUUGCUAAUCGUUGGAUUGAUGAGUCUAAAAACUUGGUAACUGGAGAGAAGGAAAAGGAAGCUUUUAGACAAGGACAAAUGGAAUCUUCAGAUGACAAGGAUAAAGAAGAAAAAGUAGAUUUACUUCAGGGAAUGGAACUUUGGGCAUUAAAAGAUUUGCAAUUACCACCUCUAUUGGCUUUACAUGAUCCUGUUCCACCUUUACGUGUGGGUUCACGUGUGUUAGCACGACGAUUUGCCUGUGAUCGUACAUUACAUUUAGCACGUGUCUGUGCUGUUCGCUAUGAUGUGACCUACACACUCCGCUAUGAGGCGGAUGGAGGAAUAGAUGAGAAUGUACUGCACAAUGAUGUACACUUAUUAGAUGAUUCAGAAGCCGAACAGUGUGGUGUACGGGAUAAAGUAACAGUAGCCUUACAGAAACAAUUACCAGCGGUCAUUAUUGAAUGUCUUGGUGGUGAGGAAUAUCGUGUUAUUCUUACACAAAACCCAAAUCGAGCUCUUACGAUUACACGUCGUCAUAUUGUCUUUAUCUCACCACUUCUAAAAGAAGCACUUUAUGCUGAUCCGGUUAUUCUCGAAUGGUUUCGUGCGCUUGAUCCCACCGGUUCAGGUGUAGUGCCAUGGAAGGAAGUACGGCAUCUCAUUCUUGAAUGGGAGACAUAUGGACAACGACUCUCAUUUCAGAAACUUGGUGAGAUACAACGGGAUUUGUGUAUACGUGUGGGGCGUAUGGAACCGCAACACCUGCGAAAGGUGCCAGUGCAAGAAGAAGAAAUGCUUCUUCGCUAUGAUGAGUUUGAAUAUGUAAUAUUACGGGCAAGGAAUCUUUUAUAA
This is a messenger RNA of Trypanosoma theileri, 1428 nucleotides long. RefSeq lists its product as uncharacterized. Lineage: Eukaryota; Euglenozoa; Kinetoplastea; Trypanosomatida; Trypanosomatidae. The transcript has a single exon. The coding region runs from base 1 to 1428 and encodes 475 amino acids. The record is from RefSeq and is a predicted model, not a curated record.